CGCGCCGAACCCAGUCCCCCGACGCCAGCCCAGGGCCGCGCGCUGCCGGGGCCGGCUCGGAGCCGGCCGAGGUCCCGGUCCCCCCGCCCCGGGGCUGAGCUGGGGCAUGCUCCAGCCCCCCCGGAGCCCAGGAGAGAACCCCGGAGCGCCGCCGCCCAGCCCUAGCGCCCCGAGCGGCCGAUCCGACGCCCCCUCCUCGCAGGCAGCCCCCCCUCGGGGGUCGGCGACCAAAGUGCGGGGUUCUGAGAAAAGAGCCAGCUUGGGAUCCCUAACUGGACUGUUCUGGACCCCCAAGGAAGGACCUAAGGCCUGAGCCAUCGCCUUUCUCCCUGCCUGCCCCCCAGGACUGGGCAAUUGCCAAAGGCCCUGGGGGGGGGGCCAGAACUGUGGUUGUGCCCCCCCCCCCAAACCUGGCAGGAUGGGCCCCAGUUAGUUUGCUCAGCCUCAUCCAGCCUCCUUCAGGAGCCCCAGGAGCUCUGAAGACCUGACCUGCUGCCUGCCCACCAUGGAGACCAAGCUGCCCCCUGCAAGCACCCCUACCAGCCCAUCCUCCCCAGGACUGUCUCCUGUGCCACCACCUGACAAGGUGGAUGGCUUCUCCCGCAGGUCCCUGCGCAGGGCCAGGCCCAGGCGUUCCCACAGCUCCUCUCAGUUCCGCUAUCAGAGCAACCAGCAAGAGCUCACGCCACUGCCCCUGCUCAAAGAUGUGCCAGCCUCUGAGCUGCAUGACCUGCUAAGCCGGAAACUGGCCCAGUGUGGGGUGAUGUUUGACUUCUUGGACUGUGUGGCUGACCUAAAGGGGAAAGAGGUGAAGCGGGCGGCCCUUAACGAGCUAGUGGAAUGUGUGGGGAGCACCCGGGGCGUCCUCAUUGAGCCUGUCUACCCGGACAUCAUCCGCAUGAUCUCAGUGAAUAUCUUCCGGACCCUGCCACCCAGUGAGAACCCUGAAUUUGACCCUGAAGAGGAUGAGCCCAACCUUGAGCCUUCUUGGCCACAUCUGCAGUUGGUAUAUGAAUUUUUCCUGCGUUUCCUGGAGAGCCCAGACUUCCAGCCUUCUGUGGCCAAGAGAUAUGUGGAUCAAAAGUUUGUCUUGAUGCUCUUGGAGCUGUUUGAUAGUGAAGACCCCCGAGAACGUGAGUACCUCAAGACCAUCUUACAUCGGGUCUAUGGCAAGUUCCUGGGUCUCCGAGCCUACAUCCGCAAACAGUGUAACCACAUCUUCCUCCGGUUCAUCUACGAGCUGGAGCACUUCAAUGGUGUGGCUGAGCUACUGGAGAUCUUAGGAAGCAUCAUCAAUGGCUUUGCAUUGCCCCUGAAGACUGAGCACAAGCAGUUCCUGGUUCGUGUCCUCAUCCCCUUGCAUUCCGUCAAGUCGCUGUCUGUCUUUCAUGCCCAGCUGGCAUACUGUGUGGUACAGUUCCUGGAGAAGGAUGCCACCCUGACAGAGCAUGUGAUCCGGGGACUGCUCAAAUAUUGGCCCAAAACCUGCACCCAGAAGGAGGUGAUGUUCCUGGGCGAGAUGGAAGAGAUUUUGGAUGUCAUUGAGCCCUCUCAGUUUGUGAAGAUCCAGGAGCCCCUCUUCAAGCAGGUGGCUCGCUGUGUCUCCAGUCCCCAUUUCCAGGUUGCAGAGCGGGCUCUGUAUUUCUGGAAUAACGAGUACAUCCUGAGCCUCAUUGAGGACAACUGCCACACUGUGCUGCCUGCUGUGUUUGGGACCCUCUAUCAAGUCUCCAAGGAGCACUGGAAUCAAACCAUCGUGUCUCUGAUUUACAAUGUGCUCAAGACCUUCAUGGAGAUGAAUGGGAAACUGUUCGAUGAGCUCACGGCCUCCUACAAGCUGGAGAAGCAGCAGGAGCAGCAGAAGGCCCGGGAGCGCCAAGAGCUAUGGCAAGGCUUGGAGGAGCUGCGGCUACGCCGGCUACAGGGGACCCAGGAAGCCAGGGAUGCCUCCCUCCCACGGCUAGCACCCCAGGUGGCCACCAGUGGGGGUCAGAGCUAGAGAGCCCCCCGGAAGGGGAGAAGCAAAGCCCAGAGCCAUCAGUCCCUCUAUUCCAUCUCCUGGCCAGGGUCCAGAGGGACACCUGCCUCCCCCUGGCCUUGCCAGAAUGGCUCUGAGGACGCCCUGCCGGCCCGCGUGGGCAGCUUUCAUUGGGGGAGACGAGAAGGCAAGAUGGUGGUCUCGGCAGCGGACCUUGCAGGCCCUGUGGCAAGACUUAAGCAGGGCGGCUUGACUGGGAAGCCAUCAGCACUCUUUCCCAGCCUGCAGCACUGGGCUCUGCAGGCAGGAUCCCACCCCGGUCCCUGCUGGAGCAAGGGUCCUCAGGACCUGGCCUGCCCCUGCCUGGGACUGAAGCCAGGUCCUUCCUCACCCCUACUGUGGGGCCCAUGGUCUAUUUAUUCUGCCCCGCUCACCCUCAGCAAGACACUGUCCUGGCCCUGGGGCACCUCCUUCCCUCCUCUCCCUUGCCCUGAACUUCCUUAUCCCCUUUUUAUUUAUUGGGCAGGGGGAGGGGUGAGGGCACAGGCAAGAAGAGGUGGACAAUGUCCUAGGGUCAGGGGUCACAGGAAUCAUGGUCUAUCUCCCUCCUCUGGUUGGGGGACAGACUUAAUAAAGAGAGACUUGAGA
Molecule: messenger RNA, 2626 nt
Organism: Dipodomys spectabilis (banner-tailed kangaroo rat)
Lineage: Eukaryota; Metazoa; Chordata; Mammalia; Rodentia; Heteromyidae
Gene: Ppp2r5b
Product: protein phosphatase 2 regulatory subunit B'beta
Exons: 14
Coding region: 506-1999 (497 amino acids)
Biological process (GO): protein dephosphorylation; signal transduction
Cellular component (GO): nucleus; protein phosphatase type 2A complex; cytosol
Molecular function (GO): protein phosphatase activator activity
Source: RefSeq, a predicted model, not a curated record